Messenger RNA from Brienomyrus brachyistius, 4887 nucleotides. RefSeq names its product phospholipid phosphatase related 4a (gene plppr4a). Gene Ontology annotation, molecular function: phosphatidate phosphatase activity. NCBI's taxonomy places the organism in Eukaryota, Metazoa, Chordata, Actinopteri, Osteoglossiformes, Mormyridae. The record is from RefSeq and is a predicted model, not a curated record. Bases 332 to 2512 code for a protein of 726 amino acids. The transcript has 7 exons. Gene Ontology annotation, biological process: phospholipid metabolic process; signal transduction; axonogenesis.
UCAUCAUUACAGUUAGCUUUCUGUGUAUCUGCACCCAGGAGAGGCAGGGAAAUAAUUAUCAGAAGUAAAGAAACGUUUCCUUUCUGCUUUGCCUGUCAAUGCAGCUGGAACACUUAUAAUAAUAAUUUGUAGGGUUAGUGCUUGCGUUGGCUCUGGGUGGUUUGCGAAUGGUGCGGCUGCAGAGGAACUCAGCUACUCCUGCUCAGCUGCACUUGGAGAUGGAAUAAGCGGCGAGUCUCGAGAAGCGUAUUUUUAGACAGUGACUCUGAACACUUUUUAAUAAAAACUGGCUCACGGUCCCGAUUCAAAGGAAAAGACACAAAAAUCCGAAAUGUCUGCAAUAGAGAGACAGAAAGGAAAGGUGACCAAAGACAGCGUUACGUUGCUGCCUUGCUUCUAUUUUGUGGAGCUGCCCAUCCUGGCUUCGUCAGUGGUCAGCCUGUACUUCCUGGAGCUGACGGAUGUGUUCAAGCCUGUGCGAUCCGGAUACAGCUGCAACGACCGCAGCCUGAGCAUGCCCUACAUCGAGCCGGCGCGUGAGGUCGUACCAUUCCUCAUGCUGUUCAGCCUCGCCUUCGCCGGGCCUGCGGCCACGAUUAUGAUUGGCGAGGGGAUCCUGUAUUGCUACCUGUCCAGACGGAGAAGCGGGAACGGAGCAGAGGCAAACAUUAACGCCGCCGGCUGCAACUUCAACUCCUACAUUCGACGGGCGGUCAGGUUUGUCGGCGUCCAUGUUUUCGGGCUGUGUGGCACAGCGCUCAUCACCGACAUCAUCCAGCUGUCCACGGGCUACCAUGCGCCAUACUUCCUCACCGUCUGCAAGCCCAACUACACCAACCUCAGCACCUCCUGCGACGAGAACUCUUUAAUCAUGGAGGACAUCUGCUCGGGGGGCGACAUGGCUGUCAUCAACGGGGGCAGAAAGUCGUUUCCCUCGCAGCAUGCCACGCUGGCAGCCUUUGCAGCUGUGUACAUCUCUAUGUACUUCAACGCAACUCUAACGGACGCCUCAAAGCUGCUGAAGCCUCUGCUCGUCUUCUCUUUCGUCAUCUGCGCCAUCAUCUGCGGGUUGACACGCAUCAUCCAGUUCAAGAACCACGCCAUCGAUGUCUACUGUGGCUUCCUCAUCGGGGGAGGAAUCGCCGUGUACUUAGGUCUGUAUGCCGUUGGCAACUUCCAGCCUAGCGAGGACAAACCGACCCAGCCAGCUCAACCCAGAGAGCCCCUGAGGUCACUUACCAACAUCAACCAAGAAGCAGCCCGACACUUAGUGCCCAAGAACCCCAUUGGCAGCGAUGGCCUCCCCGGCCGUCCUGAGACCCUCCUUACCCGCAACCACCGGGACGCCAACUCCCUCACCAACCUGAAGAGGGCCAGUGCCGACGUGGAGAUCAUCAGCCCCCGGAGUCCGAUGGGGAAAGAGAACAUGGUGACCUUCAGUAACACCCUGCCUAGGGUCCAUCAUACCUCGGGCAUGGAGGAGACCACCCGCCGAAACGCCAGCAUACACGCCUCCAUGGAUUCCACCCGCUCCAAGCAGCUGCUCUCGCAGUGGAAGAGCAAAAACGAGAGCCGCAAGAUGUCCUUGCAAGCGAUGGAGAUGGAACCCUCUCACUCCCCGCAGAGGAACAUGGAGCUGCGCUGCAGCUCAGAGCCAUCCCGGGUGGGUAUUAACGGGGAGCACCAGGGUCCCGGGAGCCAGUACAUGAAGAUGGCAACCAACAGCACCCCUUUGCCCAACAACACCAGUGGCAUCACCGGUGGCGCCCGGGUGUCCAUCCAGUCCCGUCCCGGUUCAUCCCAGCUGGUCCACAUUCCGGAGGAGACGCAAGAAAAUGUCAACGCAUCACCCAAAAACAGCUCUACACGCUCAAAGUGGCUCAAGGUAGCUGAAAAGAGUGGCGUCUGUAGAACUAACAGCCAGCCAAGGAUAAUGCAGGUCAUCGCCAUGUCCAAACAGCAGGGCCUGCUACAAGGCAGCCCCAAGAGCUCUGAAAGCAGCACGGUCAGCUGCACGGGAUCCAUACGAUACAAGGCCCUCACAGACCAGGAGCCCACGGGCAUCGUAAGGGUGGAGGCUCACCCCGAGAACGCCAAACCCAUCGUCCAGCCGCCAUCCACGGACGGGAGCGGCUCGUGGCGCUGGAAGUCACAUGAGCGUGCAAGCAUUCGGCAGUCGUUUGAGCUCAAUGACCUCAACAGGGACUCAGAGAGCUGUGAGUCCCUCAAGGAUAGCUACUGCUCCAGCGGUGGGAAGAGGGGCAAUCCCGAUCUCACCGGCGAGCACCCACUCCACCAUCACCAUCACCACCAAGGCAUCACCACCAUUCGGGUGACCCCGGUGGAAGGCAGCGAGGCCGCAUCCGAGACCCUCUCCAUCGCCUCCAGCCGGGACUCCACCCUUCGGAGGAAAGGCAACAUCAUCCUCCUCCCGGACCGAGGCAGUAGCCCCGACAACACCAGGAACAUCUUCUACAAACCAACUUCACCGACUCCGGUAUUCAAAGAGUGAGCGGUCCUCGCUCAAUCCCUCCUCCCCAAAUGUGUGGCCUUGAUUACUGGAGUUACUCGAGAAUAACGGAAGGAAGGACUGAUUGAAGCUCGCUGUAUUGGGGAUCUCCGUAUCUACCUGCGCUCUACGAUUCCGUCGUCCAUCGCCAUCUCCCGACAAACACUGCUUAUCCGCCCAACCUACAAGCGUGUUGGUGCAGGCAUUUCAGUUUGGGUUUUACCAUUAACACUCUAGGCCCAAGUGCCAUGUUUUACAUAAAAAUUUGCUGCACAUUAUCGGAGGGGGGAUUUCAAUUAGAGUUUGAUACUAAUGUAGUUAAUCUGCAAAGCUUUCUGAUGGUUUUUACGUGACAUUUCAUACGUAUUUUUAAUAGUUUGCUCUUUUAGCGCCUUUGUCUUAGCAUUAAUUCCUAUUUAAUGCCGAUAUUUAUGCUUGUUGCACUUACUCUAGUGACCUUUAGGUGCUUUUCAAAAAUAAUUUCAUACCAUGAGAUAAAAACAGACAGAUUUUAUAUUUUUGAAACUGUAAAUAUUUAUACGACUGGUGUUGAGGCACCAUCCUAUUCAGAUUUGCCAUUACUUAUCAUUAAUAAUUGAUAUUUAAAAAUAAAUUAAUGUUUAUGUAAAAUUUUAUGUUAUCCUUCAGUACUGCAGGAAGGAAACGAUCAAGUUUCUGAAGAACAAGUAAAAGAGGUUUUUUGUUGACUUUCUCACCGAAAACAACACAACUGCCUAAACCAGUUUCCUGUGAGAGGAUAAUGACUAAAAUGUGUAUUUAUCACCAUGUGGAAUAUUUAUGUGCAUAUUGUGAGAAGUGCUCUUGACCAAGACCAUUACCUAACCAACCUGACAAAUUUGUUCUGUUAUAAUGCACUUAGUCACUCAUACUAUAUCAGUACAUGUAAAUAGCUAGCAGCUUAACUUGUCAGUGGUUCCGCUGAUUAGUUUGUGUGCCGUAGAAGGAAGCAUCACACGCGAAAAUGAAACACUAUUUGCGGAAGGAGAACGUCCCAAAGAAAACUGUUCCAGCUACACAUUCACCUUUUUUUUACAUUAUUAUAUACCAGCUCGUUAUCAGAGCAUUAACGGCGCAAUAUCAGCGCAAAUCAAACACACAUCCCUUUAACGUAACGCACACCUUCCCUUUCAGUUUUCUUCCCACGUUUUCCAUUAGCUGGAGAGAAAUGCAGAGACCGAGCAUGCCGACUCCUUCCACGUUCUCAGUGUGGUGUCGUGAGUGACGUACCGUAACGUAGGUACCAUAGAGAAGCAUAAACUCUUGAAGUAUUAUAUGUAUUCUGCGUUCCUCUAAAAUGACUAACACAAUUAUCAUCGUGGCACAGGUUCUUAGAGCAUCAACAUGCAUAAAGUGAGUCCAGUGCUAGUGAGGCUCACGCCACCCAUUCGUCCCUCCUUCAGCAGUAAACCGUUUACCGUUGCUUACGAACUGGCAAAAUUCAAGCUAACUGGCAUUAGCUUAAAUUGUACAUACCUGUUGCUGGAAAUGUAACAAGCUGUAACUUUGAAACCUUAAACCUGUCAGUGUCCACGCAAGACAGCCAACAAUUUUCGUCCAAUUUUCACACUGAGAAGCUGGACGCAAAGUGACAAGGAAUGUAGAAAAUCACGUUUCUCUUAUUUGUGUUUCAUUAUAGAACGGUGAGCUAUAUAAACCACAUUAAAGGAUCCAUUUUUACUUCAAUUGAGAAUCUAUAUUAUUUUUGUGCUUUUUUUAAAUUCACUUUUAACUUUAGUGAUAUAAUGAUGUAAUUAUAUUUUGAUAGAGUGUAUAUGUGCCAAAGGGUUUACUAAAGACAAAAUACUGUAACUGAGGUUUUAUAUAUGCCUGCAUUCUGAUAUCUACCAUGAUCAUAUAACUGCACGGUCAUUUGAUAUUUAACAAAAGGCACAUUUUUUGUAAAUUAUAACAUUAAUAGGCAUUGGCUGGUACCUUAAUUUAUACUUACAAUGGAAUCAGUUUAACAGCUGUUUAAACUUUUUACUACUGCUAAUAUUAUUUACAAGUCUGGCAGAAAAGGAGAACAAAAAUGGAAAAAUUCACAUGGAGUCGUAGGAGGAAGAUAAAUGCAUGAAAAAGGAACUAUUUGUAGAUAUACUUCUAUAUAAUGUAGGGCAUCAUUCAGUGGUACUUUGCCAAUGAACAUCUACAUAAUGUUAGCUUUUGUUGGCUGGUGUUUUGAAACAAUCAAUGGCUCUGUAAAGUGCUUCAGCGACACAACCUUGUGAACGCGUCCACCACAUGAACCCCGGAACCUUCCGCAGAUGCUCCGGAUAGCUCACCAUGAGAAUUUUGGGGUUGACGUGAGGAGAAUUGUGUAUUGUCUGAAUAUUUGAAAUAAAUGUUUGCUAUUGAAA